AAUUUUUGUCCAGCAGUAAAGACCAAGAUCAAAAACAAGCUACUCUCUUGUAACAUAGCACUACUAGCAAAUUACAAGAUUUUCAACAAAGACCAAACGAGAACCCCAUCUAAAAUUUUAAUUCCAUUUAGUUUCUAAUCAAUCUGUAAAUCUCAAUUCUCUCUCUGGAAAAAGUCAUCAUCUCUCUCUAUCUCUCUCGUCUAAAGACUAAACAUGGAUUCCUAAAUUCUUCUCCCAGGAAAUCCAUAAACCCCUCGUUUAAAACCCAGUGAUUUGAUCAUUCUCAUCAAUUCGGGUGAAACUAGAAAGGGGAAUACAUAUACAGUGAAAAAGAUCAAUUCCCUCAUUUAAACUUCCUGGGUUAAAUUUAUAUCAGAUUAUGUACAGAUCUGGAGCUGUAAUGGCUUGGAAUGUAUUCAAAUUUUGUACAGCUCUAAGGGGUCUUGGCUCAAUUAUGAUCUUGUUGGUUCUUGGAGUUGUGGGUGUUUCUUAUUAUGCUGUCGUUGUGUCUAGUUAUUUCCCAGCUUUGACCAAUGGUGGUCUUGAUUCCCUUGUUGCACUUGUUGUUUUGCUCUUGUUUCAUGCUCUGUUGGUGAUGCUAUUAUGGAGUUAUUUUUCUGUUGUUUUUACGGAUCCGGGUAGCGUGCCUCCGAAUUGGAAGCCAGUUGUGGAUGAGGAGAAUGGUGAUGCAGACUUAUUGGCAGGGUCUGAAUUCAGUCAGUUGGCAGGUGAGCCGGCAAACUCGAGGAUUCGAUAUUGUCGGAAAUGCAACCAGUUAAAACCACCUCGGUGCCAUCAUUGCUCUGUUUGUGGUAGGUGUGUACUGAAAAUGGAUCACCAUUGUGUUUGGGUUGUCAAUUGUGUCGGGGCAUUGAACUACAAGUAUUUUCUUCUUUUCCUGUUCUACACGUUUCUCGAGACCACCCUGGUAACCUUGUCAUUGCUGCCACAUUUUAUUACAUUCUUCAGUGACGGGGAGAUACCUGGAUCACCAAGCACUCUAGCAACCACUUUUCUUGCAUUCGUAUUAAAUCUAGCUUUCGCGCUGAGUGUUAUGGGAUUUUUAAUAAUGCAUAUAUCAUUGGUGGCUGGUAAUACUACAACUAUUGAGGCAUAUGAGAAGAAGACCUCUCCAAAAUGGCGCUAUGACCUCGGCCGAAAGAGAAAUUUUGAACAGGUGUUUGGAACAGACAAGGGUUAUUGGUUCAUCCCAGCUUACUCAGAAGAAGAUAUAAGAAGGAUGCCUGCCCUCCAGGGUCUUGAAUAUCCGUCAAAACCUGAAUUAGAUGGCCAAGAGUUUUAGAAAUCUUUAAUAGCCAGCCUCGUAAUGGUAGCAGCUCCAGAAACCAAAGUUUUUAUCAAGUAUCAGGUAAUUCAAAACAAAUAGUACACACAGCAUUCUGAACCAUCAAAUCCAAGAUAACAUUUUGCUAACAAAUGGAUUGUCGAAGUUUAUGAAGCAGCUAUAGAACUAGUAAAAUCACGGCAGGGUUUGGAUUGUUUGACUUCUGGGCUCCCUAUUGAUUAAUGUGUCUCUCUACCUUGUUUACUGUAAGAUAUGGUAUGCAGCAAUACGCCUACGAUCUUAUAUUUUAAGAAAAUGUAAAUUAAUAUCGGCAGCAUGUGUUAGAUGUACCCAAUUGUGAUAUUUCUCAUACAUCAAUCUCAGGAUAUAGAUGUUUCUUUAAUUCAA
Molecule: messenger RNA, 1693 nt
Organism: Daucus carota subsp. sativus
Lineage: Eukaryota; Viridiplantae; Streptophyta; Magnoliopsida; Apiales; Apiaceae
Product: probable protein S-acyltransferase 14
Exons: 7
Coding region: 380-1303 (307 amino acids)
Molecular function (GO): palmitoyltransferase activity
Source: RefSeq, a predicted model, not a curated record